ACUAACUUCCGGUUGAAAAACUUUUACGAUUGACGUGAACAAAUAUAUAUUCUAAAUUAAAAAAAUGAUCCAACUUUAAGAAAUAUUUUUUUUUGUCUAAAUUAAUAAUUUUUAAAUUAAAUUAUUAUCUGUGAUGUGAAAAAAGAAAUGGUACAAAAAUCGGUUCUUAUUUAUAGUCUCUUAAAAUCGCAUAAUAUCAAUCAAGGUUUGACUAAAAAAGAAAUUCUCAAAUUAUUACAAGAAAAAUAUGAUUUCUCACCGGGAAAAACAAUUCGUCAACAAAUUGACAUUGCUCUUCGUAGGGGGAUAGAUUUUGGAAUUGUAAUGAAAAAAAAUGAUAAAUACAAAUUUGUUACACGUUCAUGGAAAAGGAAACAAAUUCCAAAAUGUAAAAAAUGUUCAUCAAAUCGUAAAGGAAAAACUACAAGAUCAGUAAAUACUCCCAAUAAACGGCCACCUGAAGUGCCAAAUCCAACAGUUCCAAAUUUACCAAAUUUGAAUCCUAUAAGACGUGACAUACGUCAAGAACCAUUUGCAAAACUUGUGAAACAUCAUAAAACAAAAAAGAAACAUUAAAAAAAAUUAUUUCUUUAA
Molecule: messenger RNA, 594 nt
Organism: Leptopilina boulardi
Lineage: Eukaryota; Metazoa; Arthropoda; Insecta; Hymenoptera; Figitidae
Exons: 2
Coding region: 148-576 (142 amino acids)
Source: RefSeq, a predicted model, not a curated record